Molecule: messenger RNA, 2496 nt
Organism: Pieris macdunnoughi
Lineage: Eukaryota; Metazoa; Arthropoda; Insecta; Lepidoptera; Pieridae
Source: the annotation of a GenBank genome assembly
AUGACAUCGAGAAGUAAAAAUUCUGUGCGAACCUACGAGACCGAUAUUGAAAAGAGUCGCGAGGAGUCUAAUUGGAAGAAGGCUGUAGAGUUAGCUCAGCAACUCAAGGCCAGGUCACCACAGCACGAGAGCCUUGCACACUUCUUGAUUGGGGAAGGCAAGUUAGAAGUCUAUCUAGAUGAAUGGCCUCCUAUCAAAGAAAAUACAGAGCGUGCUCAGAGAGAGUUGUCCGAGCCUAAAGGAUACUUGACACUGGCUACAGACGAAGCCGGAAAGAAAGCAGGAGUUGCAUUAGAUGCUCAUUUGUUGCUUGGCAAGCUUCACUUUGCAUGUGGAUCAUAUGAUGAUGCAUUAAAACACUAUAAGUUUGCAGAAUUAAACACUUUGACCGAGAAAGAAUUGCCUGUUCGAAGUCUUCGCAUUGUAGCCGAGUCGUAUGCUAUUAAAGGGCUAUGCUUGGAGCAGAGUGUGUUACCGUCGUCUACCAGCAAGUUUAAACAAGCCGAAUGUGAGGCAGAGUUGAUUCGUAGUUUCGAACUUGCGUCCGAGUUGACGCUGCUGUACCUCCAGAGGGCGUCGGCCGCCAGGGCGGGUGCCACCCUCGAGACUGCCCUUCAGAGGGCGCCUCUCUUGCACAUUCGGGCCGGACGACUCACCGCCGCUAUCGACAGGUAUCGGGAAAUGCUGACGGCGGUGGAGUCCGUGGCCACGCAGGCCUUGCGGCUGACGCUAGCUCGACAGCUGGCCGAGGUGCUCAUGAGGGGCGUCACGGGACAGGUGUACAAAGCCCCGCAAGGCGUGUCCCCGCCGACCGGGGGAACUCUAAGCAGGCGCAGAGAGGAACAAGCCUCGGACGGACCUUGGAAACCCAAGAAGUACGCCGCCAUCAACCAGUUCGUGCCCCGCAACGUGCACGAGGAGGUGGUGCUGUCUCUGGUGGUGGGGGAGGCCAUGGCCGUGAGGGACGCCGUGCUCUCGCAGAGCGCGGAGUUCGAGGCCGCUCGAGCCCACUCUUUGCACAACGCCGUGGCGCUCGUGGACCUCCUGGCCGUCGCCGUCACGCGCUGGGGACAGCUGCCGCUGCUGCUGGAGUCGUUGGAGCGCGCGAUGAAGUUCUCGUUCGGGUGCGGCCACAUCUGGCGGCAGAGAGCCCUCGCCACGGCCGCCGCCUCCGGGCACGACUCCGGCCCGGCGCUGCUGGCUCGUCCGCCGCCGAAGCAAGGUAGUCCGUCAUGGAACGCCCACGUGCGGGCCGUGAGCGUCGCCCGUCGCGCGGCCCCUCUCGUGCCUCACGACGCGCCUCUGAGGCUGGUGGCCGCCACCACCGCCUUCAGGGCCGGAUGGAUAGAGGAGGGCAUCGAGCUGGCCGAGCAGGCGCUGAGUGCGGCGCGAGCCCGCCCCGACACCCCGGCCCCCCGGCUGGCGCGCUGCUACCUGCACUGCGCCAUCGGGCACCAGAUGAAGGCGCAGAAAACGAACAGUCGCAUCGAGAAAGACGCGGAGAACGAGGUCUGCCUGAAGUACCUGGUCCAGAGCGUGCAGAUCGACGACAACGACCACCUCGCCUUCUACCACCUCGCCCUGCAGUACGUGCACCAGGGCAUGCUCAACGAGGCCAUGGACGCCACCCGCGCCUGCCUCUCGUGUCGCGCCGAGUGCGGCGGCGGCCUGCGCUUGGCGGCGUCGCUCUGGUCCUGCGCGGCGGCCGGCCCCAGGGGUUCGAGGGCCCUGCACGCCGCUCGCCUGGCCAGGCACCACUACCCGACGGCCGAGUGGCCCCUCUGGACGCUGGCCGCUCUGCAGCUGCUCUGGGAGGGAGGCGAGGCGGCGUUGGCCACGGGCAAAGAACUCUUGCGGCUGCUCAACGGCGCCGAAGAGGCCGACGGCGAGCAGCAGUACGCGGAACUGGACGCGCUCUCGGACUCGCUCCGGGACGACCCCCACAGCGUGAGAGAUGCCGCGUCGGUGCGAGCGGAAUCGGCGGGCGCGUAUCGCUUGGAGCGGGCGUUGUCCGAGAACGCGUCCACGCUGUCGCAACGAGCGCGUUCGCCCCUCGCGGACCAUCGCGCCCACGCCUGGCUGCUGCUGGCCGAUCUCUGUCUGAGGUUGGGUCGCACGAGUGCGGCGGCGGGUUGCGUGUCGGAGGCGGCCGCUCUGACGCCCUUCAGCCAUCUCGUGUUGUACACGCGUGGGCGCGUGCACAGCGCGUGCGGGGAGUGGGAGGAAGCGCGCCAGUGCUACCAGAACGCCCUCGCCAUUCAUCCCACGCACGUGGACACCAUGCUGCAACUCGGUGGAGCCUACUACUCCUUGGGUUGGCUGCGCCUCGCCGAGCGGACGCUGCGCGAGGCGGGCGCGCUGGAGCCCGGGCGGGCGGACACGUGGCGCAGGCUGGCGCUCGUCCUGGGCGCCCUGGGCGAGCCGGCCGCGGCCGCCGACGCCGCCGCCGCCGCUCUGGCGCUGCAUCCGCUCGCGCCGCUCUGCCCCGACCUCUGA